AUGGCGGAGAAUCAUCGCGCUGAAGCCGUCGAGGGCCUCUCGUUCUUCGCGCCCAAGCAUGCACAGUCACCAGGCACACCUGCUUCUCCCGAUGACAAAGUGCCUACCCUCUUUGCACCACUCACCAUACGAGGAUCGACCUUGAAGAAUCGAAUCGUCGUCGCUCCCAUGUGCCAGUACUCUUGCGCGGAGGCCGGACCGUCCGUCGGCGCACUGACUCCGUAUCACGUCGCCACGCUGGGCCAUUACGCACUCAAGGGAGCAGCGCUCGUUUUCAUCGAAGCGUCAGGCGUUCAGCCCAACGGCCGCAUUUCCCCUCACUGUCCUGGUAUUUGGAGCGACAGUCAAAUCCCCGGCAUCUCGAACGUCGCGGAGAUCUGUCACAGCCAGGGCGCUCUAGUUGGAUUGCAGCUGGCGCAUGCCGGGCGAAAGGGUAGUACAGCAGCCCAAUACGUCUGCGCCAGUCAUCGUAAGCCAAGUCUUCGAGCGUCGAAGGAGGCUGGUGGCUGGCCUGAAAAUGUCGUUGGCCCCUCUGGCGGCGACGAGCACAGCUGGGACGGCAAGCGUGACGAUGAUCCUGAGGGGGGAUUCUAUGCUCCACGAGCUCUGAGUGAGUCAGAGAUACAAGAUCUGGUCAAAGAUUGGGCGCAAGCAGCAAAACGUGCCGUCCGGGCAGGGGUGGACGUGAUCGAGAUUCAUGGUGCACAUGGAUAUUUAAUCCAUCAAUUCUUGAGUCCUGUUACCAAUCGCCGAACCGAUAAAUAUGGAGGAUCGUUCGAGAAUCGAACGCGCAUUCUCAUUGAGGUCAUCAAGGCGGUCCGAGCUGCAAUUCCAGACGAAACUCCUCUGUUCCUUCGGCUGAGUGCAACAGAAUGGCUGGAGGACACCGACCUCGCCAAGCAGUAUGGCAGCUGGGAUCUCGAGAGCACGAUCCAGCUCGCGAAGAUUGUGGCAGAUCUCGGCAUUGAUCUUCUCGACGUUUCCAGUGGUGGCAACCACCCUCAACAGCAGGCCAAUCUGUUCAGCAAUCUCAAAUCUGGUUCAUUGGAUUAUCAGACGAAGCUCGCUGCACAGAUUCGACGAGAAUUACGCGCCGCCAACAAGAAUAUGCUGAUCGGUGCCGUCGGUCUAAUCACCGAGGCGGAUCAGGCUCGAGAUCUCCUUGAGCCCGCCAGCGUGACCAUCAGCGAGGAAGCAGCGGCCGCCAAGCAAAUCACCGACACGACCGAAGGCAAAGAGCCGUCUGCUGACCUCAUCCUGGUUGCGCGACAGUUUAUGAGAGAGCCAGAGUGGGUAUUGAAAGUCGCAUGGAAGCUGGGAGUGGACAUUGCUUGGCCCAGUCAAUUCCUUCGUGUACGUUUCCCAAAAUUGUGA
Dissoconium aciculare CBS 342.82 is the source of this 1374-nucleotide messenger RNA. Its product is annotated as FMN-linked oxidoreductase. Bases 1 to 1374 code for a protein of 457 amino acids. NCBI's taxonomy places the organism in Eukaryota, Fungi, Ascomycota, Dothideomycetes, Mycosphaerellales, Dissoconiaceae. Gene Ontology annotation, cellular component: intracellular anatomical structure. The transcript is spliced from 3 exons. The record is from RefSeq and is a predicted model, not a curated record. Gene Ontology annotation, molecular function: FMN binding; NADP binding; NADPH dehydrogenase activity.